Messenger RNA from Otolemur garnettii (small-eared galago), 3386 nucleotides. It is a transcript of the gene ZNF385B, whose product is annotated as zinc finger protein 385B. Gene Ontology annotation, cellular component: nucleus. Bases 938 to 2125 code for a protein of 395 amino acids. Gene Ontology annotation, molecular function: nucleic acid binding; zinc ion binding. The record is from RefSeq and is a predicted model, not a curated record. The transcript has 11 exons. Lineage: Eukaryota; Metazoa; Chordata; Mammalia; Primates; Galagidae.
CUUCGGGCGCGAGAGUGGCGUGGGCGCGUCCGAACCAGGCCAGGGGCCAGGCGGGCGCACCCCGCGGGCCCGGGGCACACGCCCCUCACCUGGGCGAGGCCGGGCGCGCAGGCGCUCAGCGCGGGGGCCGCGGCCGGGCGCCCCAGCCCCGCGCCGGCAAGAGUUGGACAGUUCCGGGGCCGCGCCUGGCCAAGCUGUCGCCGGCGCCACCUCCACUGCCGCCGCCACCGCCCGGGCUGCAGCAGCUCGCGGGAGAGCGUCUGCGCGAAGCCCCAGCGCAGCCCUGGCGGGACCGCCGCAACCAGCAGAGCGUGAGCAACAGCUUCCCGACCGGAGCAGCCACUGCCCCGCGCGCCCGCGGCCCGCGCGCCGAGAUGCUCUGCAUUUUGACUUCAUCAAAGAUUAAAUUGAUGUUUAUGGGCUAAUCUGGAAACCUCAAAACAAUUUGUUUCACUACAUCUAUAAGAAAGUAUGUCCGGAUUCCCACUGGCCGUCUCUUAGAGGGGCUGCAGAACACAGCCCGAUGCAUGAAGUACUCCUUAAGCCCUGACAAUCUCCUUGAAGAUGGAACUAUGAAUAUGGCAACUUUUCUACGGGGCUUUGAUGACAAAGGGAUAAAGAACGACAGGCCUGAGGACCAGCUGAACAAAGAGAAAAAGAAAAUUCUGUUCUCCUUCUGUGAGGUGUGCAACAUCCAGCUGAACUCGGCAGCUCAGGCCCAGGUCCAUUCCAAUGGCAAGUCCCACCGCAAACGAGUGAAGCAGCUGAGUGAUGGGCAGCCCCCGCCCGCCACCCAGGCCAGCCCCAGCUCCAGCACCAGCGCAGAUGAUCAGGGCUGAGCCAAGUCUCGGUAGCACUGUGCAGUACCCUGGUCACAUACUGGAAGUUUUGUUUAUCUAACUUGGUUGCUCUCGGACCUGGGGAGAGCCCUGCCAGGAUGUGGAGUGGACUUCCUAGCAGAGGCAGUACAUGCCACACUACUACCCUUCCUGCUCUUGUGCGCACACCUACCCUGAUGAUGCAGCCUUCACUGGAUAUCAAACCAUUUAUGUCUUUUCCAGUGGACAGUAGUUCUGCUGUUGGGCUCUUUCCAAAUUUUAACACAAUGGAUCCUGUGCAAAAAGCAGUCAUUAACCACACAUUUGGAGUGUCCAUCCCCCCAAAAAAGAAACAAGUUAUUUCUUGUAAUGUCUGCCAGCUUCGCUUUAACUCGGAUAGCCAGGCCGAGGCCCACUACAAAGGAAGUAAACAUGCCAAGAAGGUCAAAGCACUAGAGGCAACGAAAAAUAAACCCAAAAUGGUUUCUUCCAAGGACAGCGCAAAGGCUAAUCCCAGCUGCUCCAUCACUCCAAUCACAGGCAACAGCUCUGACAAAUCAGAAGACAAAGGGAAGUUAAAAGCCAACAGCUCCAGUCAGCCACCAAGCUCUGAAGGUGUCUCGUUUCUCCUCAAGUCUGGCACAACACCCCUGCCACCUGGAGCAGCCACUUCUCCCUCCAAGAGCACAAAUGGAGCUCCCAGUACUGCUGCUGAAUCAGAAGAAGAAAAAGCCAAAAAAUUACUUUAUUGUUCACUAUGCAAAGUGGCUGUGAACUCCCUGUCACAGCUAGAGGCACACAACACAGGAUCUAAACACAAGACCAUGGUUGAGGCUCGUAAUGGGGCUGGUCCAAUUAAAUCCUACCCUAGACCUGGGUCAAGGUUAAAGAUGCAGAAUGGCAGUAAGGGGUCAGGACUACAGAACAAGACAUUUCAUUGUGAAAUUUGUGAUGUUCAUGUUAAUUCAGAAAUUCAACUCAAACAGCAUAUUUCUAGCCGAAGGCAUAAAGAUCGAGUUGCAGGGAAACCUCUGAAGCCAAAAUACAGCCCUUACAACAAACUCCAGCGGAGCCCGAGUAUUUUAGCGGCAAAACUUGCAUUCCAGAAAGAUAUGAUGAAGCCUUUGGCCCCAGCCUUCCUGUCUUCACCUCUGGCGGCAGCAGCGGCCGUGUCCACUGCCCUGUCACUCCCACCUCGGCCAUCUGCCUCACUCUUCCAGGCUCCAGCCAUUCCUCCGGCUUUGCUGAGGCCUGGGCAUGGGCCCAUUCGCGCCACUCCCGCCUCCAUCCUCUUUGCCCCAUACUGACAUCUGCAAGCUCCAAGAUGGUUGAGACAAGUACGAAAGUUUGGAAGAAAGCCAAAAGGAUUCAGCAACUUCAGCAUUUUGUGUUGCAGUGCCCCCACCCAUCCACAAAGUGCAGCCCACCCCGCAAAGCCCCAAUUCCAAAGAAAAAUCACUAGAUUCGAGAGUGCUCUUAUGGACUGCACCUAGAAUUUAGGAAUCUGAGCAGCAUAGGCUUUCUCUCCCUAUUCCCUCCCCCAACCCACCCUGUGCCCUUUAUGUAUCCGAGAUAUUUGUUUUCUUGAAAAUGUAUUGGUCAAAAAGACAAAGAAAGAAAAUUUAUUCUCUAUUUUUCCAUGUGUGUGAUCUGGCUUAGAAAGAAUAUGGAAUAUUUUCCUGACAGACUUGAAAACUAGGAUCUUCCUCAGAUGUCUGUAAAUAACUCUGGAGUCCAACUGGGCAUAUUCUAGUGUGGGACAAAAAUCAGUGAACACAAGUGCUUCCUUGUGGAUGCCAUCUUACCAACGGAUCACAGCAUUUUCUUUUUGAUGUACUAUUGUUGACAGGGAUUGUGUACUGUUUUAGACCUAAGUACUGUUGUAUCCUGUGUAGUACUAGAUCUGUAUCUCUCGUCCAAAUUAAUCAUUUUUAGUUUCUGUGUAAAUGUUAGGAAGCAAAGUAGCUUUGAAUUUUCUCUUUCAGACAACAAAAAAUAAAGUAAUGUAUUUUCUUUAUUUCACAUUUUAUUUGGAGAUAUUUAAAUGAAAUAGAAAGCCAUAUAACAUAGCUCUAAUUAUUACCUGUUUGCUAUUUGUGUUUAACUUAUUUUGUAGCUUCCUCACCAGUUUGAGUUGCUAAGCAGAUGUAAAAGAGCUGAAAAAGAGCUUCCUCAAUUGCACAUUUUUGCACCUCUUGUGCAUUCUGCAAGAAGACAAUGAAUCCAUGUAUUUCUACAUAAUUAUCUUCUUCAUUUUUAACCUGUUUUCAUUUGUAAUGAUGCUACACAAUUUUGUGGCUCCCUAAUGCAAUAAUGUACAGAAGAUAAAACAUUUGUAAUUGAACAACCUGUCUUUCUGUUCACUGAAUAUGUUGCAGGUCAUGCUCCCGCCCCCCCCCCCCUUUCUAAGCUGAUAUCAACAAGACUGGAAUGUUUGUGAUAUCAGGGGCAAGAGUUAGCAUAAAACAACAAAAUAGAACUCGUGUAGAGCAUCUAUAUCUGCAAUCUGUAAAUGGUAAAAUGUCUGUGUAUUUUUUUAAAUGUACCUUUUCAAUAAAAGUACAAAAA